This is a messenger RNA of Triticum dicoccoides, 2022 nucleotides long. RefSeq lists its product as uncharacterized. The record is from RefSeq and is a predicted model, not a curated record. The transcript is spliced from 11 exons. The coding region runs from base 118 to 1818 and encodes 566 amino acids. Lineage: Eukaryota; Viridiplantae; Streptophyta; Magnoliopsida; Poales; Poaceae.
UAUCCGCAAUCCCCCUGCAGACGGGCGACCUGCCGCUGUCCCUUCCCGGCUAAGGCUAAGCCGCGCCACCCUUCAUUGCUCGCUCGACGCACGGAAUCAGCUAGGAUAGUUUGCGCGAUGACUGCAAAAACCAGUAGGGAGGAGAGAGGCAGCAGCAGUGGCAAGUGGUCUGGGGUGAGGGCGACCGAAGCUGCGAUGAAGAUGUGGAAAGUUCGGAAAGAUAUCAUAAAGCAGGCUCAAGCUAAGGAACAGUUCUUCAGGGAAAAGGAACCUGACCGACAUGUUACUCCAUUCAAACCUACAAAAUUUGGUGGCUGCAUCCAGGAAAUUUCAGAUUCGCAUUUCAGCCACAGUGUUGUCUCAAUUGCUCUUCUCCAGGGAGAAAAGAUAGUAUUCGCAUGCUCCGGAACAGCCGUACGACGCUGGAACAAUAUAAUACAAGAUCCCCAUACAGUAUUUGUGACUAGCUCACGUUUGGUGGUGGAAUUUGAGAAUAACAGAACCAGAGAUGAUGAUUUUGUGGUUCAAGUCCGUCGUCCUGAUGGUACAACUAUCCAUGGGUUGUUGGGCUUAUGGGAUGAAAAAAUGGAAAUUGCUAUUGUCACGGCCUUCAACACCCGAUAUCUCUACCCUGUGGAUACAUGUGGCCCUCUGGAUCUGCACCGAGACGACACACAUAACCUUAAUCUUUUUGCAGCUGGUCGUGACUUCGACGGCACUUUGAUGAGCAUAAAAUGCAAUGAUCCUCAUUUCAAAGAUGGCAUUGGGUUUUGCAAAUGUGGUGUCACAGAGGCUGGACUUGGAGGGCCAGUUAUACUAUUUAAUGGCAGUGAAGGGCGCCUUGCUGGGGUGAUAACUAGGUUGUGUCAAGGCGGUUUCUUGUUCAUACCAACGGAGCUACUUCAUGAACGGUUGCAGCAAUUUGAGAUACCCAGUAAUACUACCCGGUUCCGUGAAUAUUCCUUGCCUCAGGGUGCAUCCUGCGUUGUCCCUUCAGGAUUUAAGGUCAGAUCUAAGAUGCUUGAUUCUUUGGGCUACCCCCUACCACCACCACUUGUGUUUGAGUAUAAUGGGCGAUUAGUUGGUACAUUCGAAGAAAGGUUUGGUGAAGUUCACUACUGGAAAGGGUAUCGUUUAGACAUCUACGCCAACUAUGAGAAGCCUCUCUGGAAGCAACUUGGAAAAAAAGUUGUUGAGCGUGUAUGUAGAAGUGUUGUCUCAGUUGCUUCAUUCAAUGGUAACGGCACGAGGUGUUUUGCUUGCACAGGUUUGCUUAUAACUAUUGAGGACCGCAUGUUUGUCCUUACUUCGGCCAGUUUGGUUAGAACUGGUGAUGCUGAAGACAACAUUGAUCCGAACUUGAUGAUUAAUGUGUUUCUCCCGCCAGAACAAUCAGUGGUGGGGAAACUAGAAUUUUACCAUCAAGAUUACAACAUUGCCAUUGUCGGUAUCGAGGAUAAUCUCGCUGAUGUUUGUCCACAAGAUAUCUUCGGAGUCACAAAGUCAUCUAAAUCUGAGGUGGUAGCUAUUGGGCGUACAACUAGAGAAAAUGAUGGGUUAUUGAUGGCCUCAAAGGGUAACAUGAAAUGUAUAAGUACAAGAAACAAGGAUUUGGGUUCAAAACUUGAUUGCAAAGAUCUCAAACUGUCAACUUGUCAAAUCAAGAAGGUUGGGAUUGGAGGGCCCCUUAUUUGUCUUGAUGAUGGGAGUUUUGUUGGCAUGAACUUCUAUGAUGAAAGUGGUACAACUCCUUACCUGCCAAGGAGCAGUAUUCUAAAAGUUCUAAAGAGAGGGCGUAGUCUUCUGUCACAAGGGUAAACUUUUUUCUCUUGAUGUUGGCUGGCAGACAUGUCUAUCCCACAAACUUUCAUUGACAAAUAUAUGUUGGACAACAAGAAAUUGCUCCCUCCCAUUAUGCUGGACACAAAGAGAAGGGGUAACGCUACAAAGAGGAACCGGUAAAGCUUUCUAUUUCUCAAUGCCACUUGUUUGUGAUAGCAUACUGUUUAUUUGACAAUGGAC